This is a messenger RNA of Vombatus ursinus (common wombat), 5521 nucleotides long. RefSeq names its product patatin like phospholipase domain containing 6 (gene PNPLA6). Gene Ontology annotation, biological process: phosphatidylcholine metabolic process. The record is from RefSeq and is a predicted model, not a curated record. NCBI's taxonomy places the organism in Eukaryota, Metazoa, Chordata, Mammalia, Diprotodontia, Vombatidae. The transcript is spliced from 35 exons. Gene Ontology annotation, molecular function: phosphatidylcholine lysophospholipase A1 activity. Bases 1006 to 5274 code for a protein of 1422 amino acids. Gene Ontology annotation, cellular component: endoplasmic reticulum.
AAUAAUACUAGCACCUUCUUCACAGAGUUGUGAAGAUCAAUCCAAUAAGUUAACACAUGUAAAGUCCUCUGCAAACCUUAAAGUGCCAUAGAAAUGCUAGCUAUGAUGACUAUUCGAUUAUGCCCUUCAAUAAGCACAUUGUAGUGUUCUUCAGAAACAUCCCAGUGGUCCUCAGUAACCCCAGUAAUGCCCCAGUGCUUCCCUGUAAGAGUCUAAUGUCUCCUGGGAUCCACCGGUGACCCCUAUUUACAUCCGAGUGUCUGUCAGUGAUAUUCCAGUGUCCCCCAGUAAUUUGCUUGGGUUGUCUUACUGAAAAGGGGAAGGGGAAAGGGGCGGAGCCCUACAAGAGGUGGGGGUUGGGUCCAAGCUAGGGCAGAGGCCAGAUUGUUCUUCACCCGAGGCCUCCUCUUCCCUGGGGGAGGAGGGGUCUGUGUGCUGUGCUCGUUUUUCUUGUGACGGGUCAGCAUUGGGAUAAAAUAUAAACUAUGUAAAAUAUAGAAAGAGUCUCCUGUGGCCUCUCUUCUGGAGGGCUAGCCUGCUUUUUGGGGAGAGCAGGAGAGGCUAGUUGGGGUUCUGGCACCAGUGGAAUUUUCCCCCACGUUUCUGUGAAGCCCUGGGCUCUGGGGAUUUUCCACAGCCAUCCUGGGGCCGUCCUGGGGUGGAUCAGAAGAAGUGUGGGGCUGGGACGAAGUGACUUCUUACCUCAGCCCUGUAGCAAUCUCAUCCUCUGUCCCUCUGUUCCUCUUGGGCCUUGAGAGCUGGGGAUGUCAGAAAGGAGCAGUGUUGGGAGGUUGAGUACCAAGGUUCCCUUUCCUUCCUCCACUUCUUUGCCUCCAUUGUCCUGUGUUCUAGGAGAGGGAAAUGUCUUAGGGUGAUUAGAGAUCUUAGAGCAGGCCCUUAGCUUCUGGGACUAAUGGAGGGAUGGGAGGAGUGUGGGGUAACUUGAAUUGCAGCUAAGACAGAUCCACGCAUGUGCUGGCAUGUUGCCUCUGGUUUCUAGGACUCAUGGGGCAGCCCCACCCUCUCUUUAACUUGCUUGGCCUUUCCUCACCCUCCCCAUCCAUACAUCCUGGGGCCACUCCUCUAGCUAUGGCCAUGGGGGGCCAGCCCCAGCUUCCCUGUCUCACCUGUCCUGUCCCCUGGACUCCCAGGGCCCCACAGGGCCACAGCCAGGCCUCAGAGGCAGCCCCAGAGCCAGCCGCAGACAUGGGCCAGAGUGAGUCUGAGCUGCCCCAGCCCCCACCCCAGGACGCGGCGCUGACGGACAUGCUACCCAAUAUCAAGCUGCUGGUGGAGGACCCACUGCAGACCAGCCUGGUGAUGGGAAUGAUGAUUGGUGUAGGGGCCGCUGUGCUACUCAUGGCCACCCUCAUCCUCGUGCUGGUCCGGAGGCUGCGUACAAAGAAGGUUCAGGCCCAGGAGACUCCCAAGUAUCGAUUCCGCAAGAGGGACAAGGUCCUUUUCUACGGACGCAAGAUCAUGCGCAAGGUCUCUCAGUCUACCUCCUCCCUGGUGGACACCACGAUCUCCACAGCCUCCCGGCCCCGAAUGAAGAAGAAACUCAAGAUGCUGAACAUUGCCAAGAAGAUCCUUCGGAUCCAGAAAGAGACGCCGACGCUGCAGCGGAAAGAGCCUCCUCCCGCUGUGUUGGAGGCCGACCUCACUGAGUUUGAUGUGGCCAAUUCGCACCUACCCUCCGAGGUGCUCUACAUGCUCAAGAAUGUCCGGGUGCUCGGCCACUUUGAGAAGCCUCUGUUCCUGGAGCUCUGUCGCCACAUGGUGUUCCAGCGGCUGAGCCAGGGUGACUAUGUGUUCCGGCCAGGCCAACCGGACGCCAGCAUCUAUGUGGUCCAGGAUGGGCAGCUGGAGCUCUGUCUCCCAGGCCCCGACGGGAAGGAGUGUGUGGUGAAGGAAGUCUUCCCUGGGGACAGUGUCAACAGCCUCCUGAGCAUCCUCGACGUCAUCACGGGGCACCAGCGUCCGUACAGGACGGUCUCCGCCCGGGCUGCCCGGGACUCCACCGUGUUACGGCUGCCAGUCGAAGCCUUCUCUGCUGUCUUUGCAAAGUACCCCGAGAGCCUGGUGCGAGUUGUGCAGAUCAUCAUGGUUCGACUGCAGCGAGUGACAUUCUUGGCUCUUCACAACUACCUGGGCCUGACCAAUGAGCUCUUCAGUCAUGAGAUGCAGCCCCUGCGUCUGUUCCCGAGCCCUGGCCUCCCGACCCGAACCAGCCCCGUUAGGGGUCCCAAACGUGUCAUCGGUGCCUCUACCACUGAAGAACCCCGGGAUCCUCUUGCCCGGCCCCUGGACCCUACCGGAGCCCCCCUUCCUGGCCCCCCAGGGGAUCCUGUGAAGCCCCCGGCCUCUCUGGAGCCCCCUCCUGCCCCCCUGCUGAGUAGGUGUAUCUCCAUGCCUGUGGACAUCUCUGGGCUGCAGCAGGGUCCGCGUUCUGACUUUGACAUGGCCUAUGAGCGAGGCCGGAUUUCUGUGUCCCUUCAGGAGGAGAAUUCAGGGAGCCCACUACCCAACAUGCCCCGGUCGAUGUCUCAGGAGCCUCGGGAACAGCCAGCGGGGGCCUGUGAGUACAGCUUUUGUGAAGAUGAGUCAGCCGGGGGUGACUGCCCCUUCGGGCCGUACCAAGGCCGUCAGACCAGUAGCAUCAUUGAGGCGGCCAAGCGGGAGCUGGUGAAGCUGAUGAAGAUUGAGGACCCCACACUGCUGAACAGCCGAGUGCUGCUGCAUCAUGCCAAGGCUGGCACGGUCAUCGCCCGCCAGGGUGACCAGGAUGCGAGCCUGCAUUUUGUGCUCUGGGGCUGUUUGCACGUGUACCAGCGCAUGAUUGACAAGGCAGAGGACGUCUGUCUGUUUGUAGCCCAGCCUGGAGAGCUGGUGGGUCAGCUAGCCGUGCUGACGGGGGAGCCGCUCAUCUUCACCCUGCGGGCGCAGCGGGACUGCACUUUCCUGCGUAUUUCCAAGUCGGGCUUCUAUGAGAUCAUGCGGGAGCAGCCGAGCGUGGUCCUGAGCGCUGCCCACACCGUGGCUGCCCGCAUGUCACCGUUUGUACGCCAGAUGGAUUUUGCAAUUGACUGGACGUCUGUGGAGGCUGGACGCGCCCUCUAUAGACAGGGUGACCGCUCAGACUGUACCUACAUUGUACUCAAUGGGCGCCUGCGCUCUGUCAUCCAGAGGGGCAGUGGCAAGAAGGAAUUGGUCGGGGAAUACGGCCGUGGGGAUCUUAUCGGGGUGGUGGAGGCACUGACCCGGCAGCCCCGGGCCACAACAGUGCAUGCAGUGCGGGACACAGAGCUUGCCAAGUUGCCCGAGGGGACCCUGAGCCACAUUAAGAGGAGGUACCCACAGGUUGUGACCCGGCUGAUCCACCUGCUGAGCCAGAAGAUCCUGGGGAAUCUACAGCAGCUGCAGGGACCUUUCCCAGGUUCAGGGCUUGGUGUGCCGCCUCCUUCGGAACUUACCAACCCAGCCAGUAACCUGGCCACAGUAGCUGUCCUGCCUGUGUGUGCAGAGGUGCCCAUGGUAGCCUUCACCCUGGAGUUGCAACAUGCUCUGAGAGCCAUUGGCCCAACUCUGCUCCUCAACAGCGACAUCAUCCGGGCGCGGCUUGGGGCUUCAGCUCUGGACAGCAUCCAGGAGUUCCGGCUGUCUGGUUGGCUGGCCCAGCAAGAGGACACACACCGCAUUGUGCUCUACCAGACAGACGGCUCGCUCACCCCCUGGACCGUGCGCUGCCUGCGCCAGGCUGACUGCAUCCUCAUCGUGGGCCUGGGUGACCAGGAGCCCACACUUGGCCAGCUGGAGCAGAGGCUGGAGAGCACGGCCGUGCGGGCCCUGAAGCAGCUGGUCCUGCUGCACCGCGAGGAGGGCCCGGGGCCUGCCCGCACAGUCGAGUGGCUCAACAUGCGCAGCUGGUGCUCAGGCCACCUGCACCUGCGCUGCCCACGCCGGCUCUUCUCCCGUCGCAGUCCUGCCAAGCUGCGAGAGCUCUACGAGAAGGUCUUCUCUCGCCGUGCUGACCGCCACAGUGACUUCUCCCGCUUGGCCCGUGUGCUGACGGGAAACACCAUUGCCCUUGUCUUGGGAGGGGGUGGGGCCAGGGGCUGCUCCCAUAUCGGGGUGCUGAAGGCUUUGGAGGAGGCUGGUGUGCCCGUGGACAUGGUGGGUGGCACGUCCAUUGGCUCCUUCAUUGGGGCCCUUUAUGCAGAAGAACGCAGUGCGAGUCGUACUAAGCAGCGUGCUCGGGAAUGGGCCAAGAGCAUGACGUCAGUGUUUGAGCCGGUGCUGGACCUCACGUACCCUGUUACCUCCAUGUUCUCAGGCUCUGCCUUCAACCGAAGUGUCCACCGGGUUUUCCAGGACAGGCAGAUUGAGGAUCUGUGGCUGCCUUACUUCAAUGUGACCACAGAUAUCACUGCCUCGGCCAUGCGUGUGCACAAGGACGGGUCUCUCUGGCGGUAUGUCCGGGCGAGCAUGACGCUCUCGGGCUACCUGCCCCCCCUCUGUGACCCGAAGGAUGGCCACCUGCUCAUGGACGGCGGCUACAUCAACAACCUGCCAGCUGAUAUUGCCCGGAACAUGGGGGCAAAGACAGUGAUAGCCAUCGACGUAGGCAGUCAGGAUGAAACUGACCUGAGCAACUACGGGGACAGUCUGUCGGGUUGGUGGCUUCUCUGGAAACGUCUCAACCCCUGGGCUGAGAAGGUCAAGGUGCCGGACAUGGCAGAGAUCCAGUCCCGCCUGGCCUAUGUGUCUUGUGUGAGGCAGCUGGAGGUCGUGAAAUCAAGUUCCUACUGUGAGUAUCUGCGCCCACCCAUAGACUGCUUCAAAACCAUGGACUUCGGCAAGUUUGACCAGAUCUAUGACGUGGGUUAUCAACAUGGAAAGGUGGUGUUUGGGGGCUGGAGCCGUGGGGACAUCAUUGAGAAGAUGUUGAGGGACAGGCGUUCUGCUGACCUUAAUGAGAGUCGACGUACCACUGAUGUGCUGACCUGUCCCAGUGCAGGCUUUACUGACUUAGCAGAGAUCGUGUCCCGGAUUGAGCCAACCAAAAGCUAUGUGUCUGACAGCUAUGCUGAUGGAGAGGAAUCAGAUUGUCUGACAGAGUAUGAAGAGGAUGGUGGUCCUGAUGGAGCCCGAGAUGAAGGGGGCUCCCCUGGAGGGGGGACACCCAGCAGCACCUUUGAGACUGAUGAGGAGAAGAGUCUGAGGCACCGGAGAGGCCGCCCCCAGGACCCCCCUGGUUCUACUGCGGAGGCCUGAGCCCUCUCCAGAGGGGGUCCCAUCCUCCUGUCUUGGGAGUGACUCCAGGGCCAAUCGGGCCGCAGCUGAGGGAAAGCUGUAGCCCAGGGUGGGGAUGGGGCCCCCAAGCACCAGCCCUGCCCCUCCACUCCUCGGCACUUGCACUGGACCUGGCACUGGACUGAGCUGCCUUGGGGUGGGGGGUGACUGCACUGAAUUGACCCCCCAUUCCCCCCACCCCCCAAAUAAAUGCUUCUGGCUUCCUCUA